CGACACUUUAAACAAAAGAAGAACUGACUGGACUUGACUGUAACAGACCUGGAUUGACUCAUCUGGUCCCGAUAAUCCUUCCUCCAUCUCAUCACGGUAUUCUCGUCAUUCCUUAUUGUAUAUUGUCUAGCGCCGUCCCCUUGAUGGGAGUUCGCUACCUCUCUUUGUCACUAAAACUUUCCUCACUAAGAAGGACCUCCCCACUAUUGCGCCCGCAAUAUAUCUAUACCUUUCCAAAUCCCCCAACUUCACGGUCAUUUGUAGCCACCAUGGCGACUCCAGCACGCAGUCAGCCGCCGUGGAAAGAGCCCUCAUCUUCGGCUCCUUCAAAAUUGGCAGUCUACAAUUCACUUACUCGAUCUAAGAACGCCUUCGUUCCCAUCGACCCAGAGAAGGUCACCUGGUAUUCUUGCGGCCCCACUGUGUACGACGAUGCCCAUCUCGGACAUGCGAGGAACUAUGUGACGAAUGAUAUUCUCCGAAGAAUUCUCAAGGACUACUUCGGCUACAAUCUACAGUUUGUUCAAAACAUCACAGACGUCGACGAUAAGAUUAUCCUCCGUGGACGUCAGCAACAUCUACUGGCACAAUUCCGACAGAAGAAUCCUACUAUCACUGAGGAGGUAGUCGAUACUACGUCCAAGGCAUUCGAUGCUUAUAUCAAGAAGAACUUGCCACUUCUCGGCUCUGACUUGAGCCCGGAGAACUUCAGCAAGGAGUCAUCUGAAAAGUAUGCAUCCGUUAUUGCUGGCAAGGCUCUGGAAGGCACAGGGCCACCAAGCGACAAGGAGGCAAAGAUCAAGAUGCACCUUAGGACUGCAGGAUCUGCAGCGACCGCUCUACUAGCGCCUUCUAAGACGAGCGAGUCUGAUGUCGCCGAAUUCUUUGCUGGGGCAGAGGAUGUUCUGUUGCCCUAUCUUGAUUCACUAUACGGUUCUUCAAUCGAUGCUAACGACCACUCCGUCUUCACAAAGCUCACCCAAAAGUACGAGGGCCGUUUCAACGAAGACAUGCAAGCUCUCAACGUCCUAGCACCAGACGUCGUCACAAGAGUGACAGAGUAUGGCAAGGAGAUUGUCGAUUUCGUUGCUAAGAUUGAGUCCAACAAGUAUGCUUAUGCCACCUCUGAUGGCUCUGUCUAUUUCGACAUAGAUGCGUUUGAGAAGACCGAGGGCAACCACUAUGCCAGAUUGGAACCUUGGAACCGCGGCGAUAAGAGCCUCCAAGCAGAUGGCGAGGGCGCGUUGACCAAGCAGUCGAACGAGAAGCGCAGUGACGCCGAUUUCGCUUUAUGGAAGUCAAGCAAGCCGGGCGAGCCUUCUUGGCCAUCGCCCUGGGGUCCUGGACGUCCAGGUUGGCACAUCGAGUGCUCGGCCAUGGCUAGCUCUGUUCUUGGAUCUCGCAUCGACAUUCAUUCUGGCGGUAUCGACCUUUGCUUUCCUCAUCACGACAAUGAACUGGCGCAAAGUGAAGGCUAUUGGUGCUCUUCAACCGGAGGCCACCAAUGGAUCAACUAUUUCUUGCACAUGGGUCACUUGUCGAUAUCAGGAUCGAAGAUGUCUAAGUCUCUCAAGAAUUUCACAACUAUCCGCGAAGCCCUGUCUCGUGGUGAUUACAACGCUCGAAGCCUGCGCAUCAUCUUCCUGCUUGGAGGCUGGCACGAUGGUGUUGAGAUUACUGACGAUCUCCGAAAGGCUGGCUCGUCGUGGGAAAGCUAUGUCAACAACUUCUUCCUGAAAGCCCGCGAUUUGGAAAUUCACCCAUCUGCAGAGUCAGCAGGAGCUGGCGACGCGAAGGUCACAGAAUCUUUCGAGGCUGCCAAGGAGAAAGUCCACAACGCUCUCGCGGACUCCUUCGACACACCGGCCGCUAUGCGGGCUAUCUCAAGCUUGAUUACCGACUACAAUUCGUCAGGAAAAUCUGGUCUGUCAGAUGCCCUCACCUUUGACAUCGCACGCUACAUCACCAGAAUCGUACGCGUCUUCGGUCUGGAUGGUACGACCGAUCUCAACGAUAAAAGUAUUGGCUGGUCCGGAAUCGACAUCCCUGCGGAGGCCAAGGAGUUUGUGUAUGCGGCUGCUAGGGAGCGAGACGAAAUCCGUCAACAUGCAAUUGCUGGUGAUCUUUCCGACGAUCUCCUGCUCUCGAUAAUAUCGAAGGACAAGCCUGCACAAGGACAGCCGGCCGCUUCUUUGCCCUACGCCGAAGUUCUCUCAACCUUCCAGGAGAAUCUGAAAGGUCUCGCAGAGAAGAAGGCUUCAGCGAAAGACUUCCUUGCUCUCUGCGAUCGCUUGCGAGACCUUGACCUGUGGGAUCUUGGUAUCUACUUGGAGGACCGCGAGAACGCGCCUGCCAUGGUCCGACCUGUCGAUGCGGAGCUUCGCGCGGCUCGGGACCAGAAAGAAGCAAUUGCUCGCCAGAAACGUGAAGCAAAAGAGAAGCGCGAGCGAGAGGAGGCGGAGAGGAAAGCCAAGCUUGCCGAACAGGCUAAGAUCAGCCAUAAGGACAUGUUCAAAUCCGACGAAUACAGUGCCUGGGAUGCAGACGGCAUGCCUACGAAAGAUAAAGAGGGUAACGACGUGCCCAAGAGCAAGUCAAAGAAGCUCAAGAAGGAGUGGGAUAGACAAAAGAAACUGCAUGAGGACUAUCUCGCCGGUGCCAGUGGAUCAUCGUAGAGUGCGAUUGUGUUUACUGACAAAUCGAGGAGUUUGCGGUCGGGUGGGGUUGUGUGAAAAUCGGACAGCAUUACAUAGGAGUUAGUGUAUCAUAUAGCGCACCACCUUAGACAUGAACAGAAUCGGCUCCGUCGAGGGGUUGUGUUGCUAAGGGUAACUAUGUUACAAGGACUGCUGCAAAUCAAAUUUUGUUUAAAUAAGA
This is a messenger RNA of Aaosphaeria arxii CBS 175.79, 2877 nucleotides long. RefSeq lists its product as uncharacterized. Gene Ontology annotation, biological process: cysteinyl-tRNA aminoacylation. Bases 270 to 2675 code for a protein of 801 amino acids. Gene Ontology annotation, molecular function: ATP binding; cysteine-tRNA ligase activity. The transcript has 2 exons. NCBI's taxonomy places the organism in Eukaryota, Fungi, Ascomycota, Dothideomycetes, Pleosporales. Gene Ontology annotation, cellular component: cytoplasm. The record is from RefSeq and is a predicted model, not a curated record.